AUGAAAAUAUUUUAGUCUCUAGUAAUUAUUCAAAGUGUGCUGGUUGCUUUCAGUGAGUAGUAGCAGAUAUGCCCAGCUUUGACUUGUGAUUCCUCUAUAAACUACCCAAUAGUUGACCAGAACAACAUUUGCUUUUAGCAUUCAGCUGAUAGUCCAGUCACUUCAAUCAGAACUUAUUCCUGCAAUUAGAAGCAAUAGUGCGGAUUAGUUGACGGAGAGUAUGCCUGGACAAGAGCAAUUAGGCAAAACAACUCAACUUAAAACAGAACUGCUAGAGAUAACUCUCAGGUUUACCAAAGAAUUACAGAAAAGACCUGUGAGGACAUUCAAGCAGAUGAUUAACUGCUGCAAAAUGGAAGGAAAUGCGAGCUACCCAUUUAAUGUAUAAGUCGUGAUUGCGACAGUGGAAAAAGAAAAUGUGUUGGAAAAGAGGAGGGUCAGUCUUGUGAGUCUCAUCAAGACUGUGACAUCAAUCUUGCAUGUCUUCCUGAUUCUUCUUUCCCCUUCAAAACAACUUGCAAAUUGUUAAAAGGCACGGGAGAGUCAUGCUUAUCAGACUAUGAAUGUUUAAAUACUCACUUUUGCUGGCCUCCUUUGGCCAAUAGCUCUGACUAUAGAUGUCUAGAGAUGUAUUCUCAAGAUUUUAUGAAAGACUAUGGUUUCAUUAGAAACACAUCCCUAACUUAGAUCGAUGCUAGUGUAAAUGCAGGUCGAUAUUGCAAGUCUGGAGUUGCUCUAAUUAUAAACAACUCCUCUUCAAGAUGCAUAGAGAUCGUAAACAUUACCUCAACUAUUGAUAAUCAUACAACAAAUCAAAGUUCCCCUUAUCUUUGUUCUCUGACAAAUAAUGCAAGCAGCGGUUGCAGAUACUGGUAUAGAUUAUUCAAUUAAACUGUGAACAGAGUUCUAGCUGAAGACUAUUGUGAGUGCUCCUUGUAGCCAGCACUGAAUUCUAGAUUUUAAGGAAUCUGCCCAUUUCCAGGCUAAGACUAACUCUCAUAAUUUGUUAAGGCUACAAGAAUCUUAAUUGAGAAUACAGAUUGCCACACUUUAGAUAGAUACAGUAUGAUAGCCUAAAAUGAUUGCGGUGCUGGAGGUAAAGGUGGUGACUUAUAUGACUAGUGGGCAAUUGCAACUGAGACUUUGUUUAACCUGACUUAUUGGCCUUUCAUUCAGAGUAAUCAAACCAAUACAUGUAUGCAGUAAGUAAUGACAUUAAGCAGGCAAAGUAUAGAUAAGUCUCAAGCAUAUAUAAUAUCUUUAUCAUUGUAAUCUUUCAUGAUGGUAUUAGUAACUCUUUUGUUAAUAUAGUAUUGA
Stylonychia lemnae is the source of this 1317-nucleotide messenger RNA. The record is from the annotation of a GenBank genome assembly. NCBI's taxonomy places the organism in Eukaryota, Ciliophora, Spirotrichea, Sporadotrichida, Oxytrichidae.